Molecule: messenger RNA, 2253 nt
Organism: Phialemonium atrogriseum
Lineage: Eukaryota; Fungi; Ascomycota; Sordariomycetes; Cephalothecales; Cephalothecaceae
Product: putative glucan synthesis regulatory protein
Exons: 3
Coding region: 314-1948 (544 amino acids)
Biological process (GO): cell wall biogenesis; fungal-type cell wall beta-glucan biosynthetic process
Cellular component (GO): mating projection tip
Source: RefSeq, a predicted model, not a curated record
CCAUCCAUCACCUUGCCUCUUCCACCUGUUUCGCCAGCCAAGCAGGAGGGCCUUUCUUCUCAAUCGGCCGUCUUUUCUCCUCGACCUUUUUUUUAUUACUUCCCUCCCUCUCUAGAUCUUGUCGGAUCUCGCUGCAACUGACAAAGCCACGGCGUUGCGCGUUGGCUCUUGUUCUCCACCCCCCCAGUCAACCUGCUUCGAAAUCUCCUCGCUGCUCCACCACCCCCUUUCCUUUUCUGUCGGAACAACGACAUCGCGUCUUUCGACCUUCCAACAACCAAAUCUCAGUCCUGGGACGGAUCAGUCGCCCACGAUGGCUUCCUCAAUCGGUUCGGCAUUUCGGUCGUUUUGGCAUACCAUGACCAGCUAUGACCGACAUUCAAAUUAUGAUUCCCCUUACCGAACGGGUCGCCACGUCCCACUUAACCGAGAUACCCUGACCUCCGUCGCGACCGCCAACGAAUCCCGCGCCGACAUCACAUCUACAUACCAUGACGAGAUGGGACGUGGUUCAUCAUCGGUCCUGGAAGGUACCUCGACCGCUUAUAUGGGCCCCUCACAGUCACUCCCCACGAGCCCGAUGGCGCCAGGGAGGCCAUAUUCCCCCGGGAUGAGGUCUCUCAAUGCUAGGGGGUCCACCACACUCGACGGGGCCGACGGAUUCGAGAUGCAGAGCCCAUCAGGCGAAAUACCCAUGCAGUCGUUCCGGGAUGGCCUCCCACCCCCGCCUCCAGUAUCACACACUUGGUCCCGCAUAGACAAGUGGGCCGACGAAAACUAUCCCGAGCUGUAUGACCAGGUCUGCGAGGGCUGUACCGCCAACGACAUCAAUGAGCUCGAACAUCAGCUCGACUGCACUCUCCCGCAGGAUGUGCGAGAAUCAUUACAGAUCCAUGAUGGCCAGGAGCGACCAGGAAACCCCACGGGCAUCAUCUUCGGGUCCAUGCUGCUGGAUUGUGAGGAGAUCGUACAGGAGUGGGAUAACUGGAGGAGGGUGAAUCUCGAGUUCCUGUCUGACGCCGCGGUUGCGACCGCCGCUGCGAAACCUUCGGUGCCAAGCAAGGCACAUGGCGGGAGUAGCGAGGCGUCAUCAUCGAGACAGAGUCCGCCGAGCCCGGCGCCGUCAAACAAUGGAAUGUGGAGACAAGAUCUACUUGCUCGUCAGGGCUCGAUCCCCGUCAACGCGGUCCAGAAAUCAUACGCACAUCCCGCUUGGAUCCCUCUUGUCCGGGACUGGGGCGGCAACAACCUGGCAGUGGAUCUGGCACCCGGGCCUACUGGACAGUGGGGUCAGGUCAUCCUCUUCGGUCGCGACUAUGAUACGAAAUAUGUAGUGGCUCGAUCCUGGGCGGCCUUCUUAGCCCUCGUCGCCGAUGAUCUCAACAGCGGGAAGUGGUUCGUCGACGAGGACAGCGGCGAGCUCAAAUUGCGCGAGUUCAAGGCGGCUCGUGUUGAGCCUGCUUACUUUGAAAUCCUAAGGUGGAGAAUGGACCAGAAAUACGGCCGACGUGCUGCUAAGCGGAAAUCUGCUGUUCCUGGGCCUGCAGUCUCACCCACCGGCUCCGGUUCUCCUUACUCCAGCCCCACGGAGCCAAACGGGGAGCCCAGAGGCCGAUCUAUGCAGCGACUGAGCCUCAACUCGCCGGUAACUAGUCCUAUCCGGCCCGGAUAUGGCAAAUCGAGCCCCCUUGCUCGGGUAGCAGAGGAGGCAACAGGUCAGGCUGCAAAUGGGGCCAAGCCUCUCGAGAAGCUAGUCGAAGUGGAAACACCGCGCCACAGCGACGAGGGCAGCAAGGCGACAGCGAGGCUCUCGGCAUUGGCAAACGGCGAGACUCUGGCUGAUGACGCGGCACCCGCCGCCGAGUCUGGCGGCAGCAAUAAUACAGAAAAGUCGAGCGGCAAGCAACCCAUGGCGAUAGAGGAGGUGAUGAAGACUAUCGAGAUCUGAAGAGAGACGACCAGUCACGAAAUUACGGACGACUUAGCAGUCAAAAAAGAUGCAUCGAGGCAGCAACCAAUACGGCGUUUUCGGCGUGGCCCAGCAACACCUCGAGCCUACACGGCAGCAUGGCACCACUUAUCUCGUUUUCUUUUUCGAUCUUCUUCGGCAUUCCCUUUUUGCGGACUACAGGCGAGGGUAGCAACUACUCUUGUCCCAUAUGGCCGCCUCGGAUCGAGUCCCACUAGGGGGAUUCUAUCCUUAUUCAAAAACGAGGACAGGCUGUUCAGUGUAGCACCACAUUUUGUCUAGUC